Molecule: messenger RNA, 1113 nt
Organism: Trifolium pratense (red clover)
Lineage: Eukaryota; Viridiplantae; Streptophyta; Magnoliopsida; Fabales; Fabaceae
Exons: 8
Coding region: 1-1113 (370 amino acids)
Source: RefSeq, a predicted model, not a curated record
AUGUCUGAUUCUGCAAAAUCCUCACCAACGAUGAAUGAUGGUGGUCCAUUGCUACAACAAAUGGUAAUCGAUGCCAUUCCUCUCAGCACCAUACCUCCUACAAAUUCAACGCGUAAAAGCAAGAAAGGGAAGGUUGAAUCGAGUAAGCCUUUUACAAUGUCUGAGCUUCACAUUGAUCCACUUCCAUCAAGUGGUGUCGCAACGCCUGUCGCUAAUCCUGCAGUUGAGAAUGUGAUCGCACCUGGUAAGACUUCUGUCAAUAUAGGUCUUAAUAUGCCAAAAUCUGUUAAAACCCUAGAUGUAGAGAACCCUGCUAUAUCUGGAAAUUUGGGGAAAAAUACCAAUGAUGAAGUUGCUGCUGAGUCUCUGAAGAAAACAGGUCCUGAGACUCAUGCUGCGUCAAGUGUUGUGACACCUGACGCUGAGCCAAAUUCUGCUGAUGAAGAGAUUGCUGCUGAUAAGGAUGUUAAUGAAAAUCCUGAUGUUAUAAUUGUGAAUGAAACAACUGUUAGUGAUAAGUCUGUUCCUACAAAUUCUGAGGGAUGGAAAAGGUACUGUAAAAAGCCCCUAUAUGGACCUCCAAAACCUGUGAGUAAGGUGGUUCCUAGAACUGAGGAGAAAGGAAAAGCUAAGAAAAGGAAAGCUCCACCAACUAGUGACUCUGAGUUUGAACCAGAGACAGAUAAUGGGUCUGCUAGAUGGAAGUUUGUGUAUCACAGGAGGUUGGCUCUAGAAAGGAAUCUGAAAGAAGAUAUCCUUCAAUGCCAAAGUGUUGUUGAAGCUAUUGAAUAUGCAGCAAGUCCUGAAUAUAGGCAAGUAUUUGUUCGUGGGAAAUGUGUCAAAUUCUCACCAACUGUGGUUAACCAAUAUCUGCAAAGAAAUUCUGAUGAGGUGGCUGAUCUAAAGGUCACAGACAAUGAGAUGAUUGCAGAUCUGACUGAGGCUAGCAGAGCACUUGAGGCCAGAAAACUGAAAAUUGAUCGUGUGAUAGAGGCCCUUAAGGCUGAGGAAGCUGCUGAGACUGCUGAGGGUGAGCCUGAUGGACAAGAAGGUGUGGAAACUAGUGGCUCUGAUGAUAUGGUGGAGGACUCUGAUGAAAGUUCUUCUGUCUGA